This is a messenger RNA of Bursaphelenchus okinawaensis, 1879 nucleotides long. The record is from the annotation of a GenBank genome assembly. Lineage: Eukaryota; Metazoa; Nematoda; Chromadorea; Rhabditida; Aphelenchoididae.
AUGUUCUGUGUUGUCAAGUAUUCUACUGAUAUCAUGGCUACGUACAAGUGGUAAGACAUCAGUUUUUGGUUUUUAAAAUAGCAUACUGCAGUAUUUAAGCAAUAUUUUUGGUAAAAACUCUAUUUUUAUGUUUUGAUUUCAAAGCUAUUAGUUCUUUACAUUGCUUUAGGUACAUUAUCUGGUCUAUCACAUCUGUCCAGCUUUACAUCAUGAUAAUGGCGUCGUAUGAAGUUGAAGUUUUUGAAUUUUACCGUUUUACCAUCUCUCGUGGUGUCAUCGAUUACUUUCAAGUAAGUACAUUAACAACUUCAAGCAGAAUUAUUAGUUUGUUCAAAUAAUUUUAUGCUCCUUCUCAAAGCAAAUUUUUGAGGUUACAAGGGACAGAAUUAUUUGAGCAACCUAAUAGUACCCUAAUCUUAUGAUUCCUUAUCAUAAAAUAUCUUUAUAAAGGCCAACAACAAUAUUACCCAAACCCCACUUUUCAGAUCCCUGAACUGGCCAUAGUCCUCCAAGCUUUGGCCUUUGCUUUCUUUGAAAUGUACACAGUAACAACCUUGUGCAGAUUUGUAUAUCGUUAUGCUCAAAGUACAAACAGACAGAAGAUAUUGUAUUUAAUGUCGCACAAACUCUUCUUUUUGGGCUUACUCAUGUUAUUAUUGUUCAUAUUAUUCAUGACAAUUAUCGAUGGUAGACAUGGAUUAGAAGAUGGACGAGAGUUUCAACUACAAUUUCCAAAUGAUAAUGCUGAGUUGAAAGAAUACAUCAUGAGUCAUAGUGUUACCUAUAUUAGAGUAAGUUUAUUUGAGAAAAACCGAUAAAUAAGAAGUUACUGGUGUACGUUCAACAGAAUAAUAAUAAUAUAAGUUCAACACAAGUUGAACAUUCCAAAAUUUAAAAAACAGCCACAUUUUCAUGAGCCGUUUUAUAUGCUAACCUCAAUUAGGCUAUUUAUAGCGAAGAUACCUAUGUAACAAAGCAAUGCCUUUAUUUCUCCACUUGUUGUUUGAUUGGGUUUGCCGCAAAAAAGUUCUCGUUUGCUUCUCUUCCCAUUCUCUUCUCUCCGUUUUUUCUUCUUGCGUCUCUUUAUUUCAAUCAUAUGAAAUGUGUCAAAAAUCAAAUGAGAGGCAAAUGUGUACGCCCAUAGCCCGUUGAACGCACGCCAUCCCGUCCGACAUGGCAAGUUAAGCAACGGUGCGCUUGAUUAGUACUUGGAUCGGAGACGUCCUUGGAAUCUCAAGUGGCGUACGCAUUUUUAAAAUUUAAAAUUAUUAAUUUAUAUUUCAAAAAAAUUUUGAUGGGUUGUGUUAAAAUAAAAUUAAUUGUGGAUACAGGUAGAAAUAGAAGUUUGGCAUAUUUUGCUUUUUAGGUAACAACAACUCAUUUUUAAAAUUAACAGUCAUUCAGAGUUCAUUACUGUAAACAAUAUGGUUUUCAGGCAGGCUACACCACUCGUGCCUUCAAACUCUUGUUCUACCCCUUAACCGUGGUAAUUAGCUCCAUCUGUGCCUACAAGUGUUACCGUUUCCAAAUGGAUCCAAGCAACCGUCUUACUGCCAAUACUCGUCAACUGUACCACUUGCUCAUCCUCAAUCUGCUCAUUGAAACUCUAGCCGAGUUUGUCUGGUUCAUCGUACCUUACGUCGCUAUACCUAUUUACUUGCCAAUCGAGAAACAUGUCAUUGGGUACUAUGUUGUGUACCGUCUGUUCUAUGCUUAUCCCACAUUCGUUAUGGUGUUUGUGUUGUUGUUCUACAAAAGAUACAACAUUGGAGUGAGAAAGUUGUUUGGCGUAUUGAAGAACAGUGUUAAGAGGCAACAAGUCAGCGUUACCGACGCCUUUACUGGAACUACUGUACCCAGAGAGUUUUAUUUAUCUUAA